AGCCACUGCCUGGAUCUUAGUGGUGAGGCGGAGGACUGUCCGGCCUUGCGCUGUCAUGGCGGCGGCGGUGGUGAGGUUCGCUGCGCUUCUGCUGCUGUCUGUGUCCCUCAGCGCCGCCGUGUACGAAGACCAAGUGGGGAAGUUUGACUGGAGGCAGCAGUAUGUGGGACGGCUGAAGUUUGCUGCUCUGGAGUCUGGACACGGAGCGAAGAAACUGAUCGCUGCCACAGAGAAGAAUGUAGUCUUAGCCUUGAACUCGCGCACGGGCGACAUCUUGUGGCGUCACAUCGAUAAGGACACCACAGAGGGCUCCAUAGAUGCUCUGCUUAUUUAUGGGCAAGAUGCGAUCACUAUUUCUGGUGGUCGCGUGUUACGUUCCUGGGAGGUUAAUAUUGGGGGACUGAAUUGGGAAGCCCUUUUAGAGCCCGGCAGCUUUCAGGCAGCCGGUUUUGCUGGAAACCAGGACACAGCAAGGUACAUUGCGGUACUGAAGAGCUCGGCGCUGUCGCUUCACUAUCUGUCCAAUGGGCACCAGAAGUGGUCCGAACCUCUGCCAGACAGUGGCACCGUACAGUACCAGCUGCUGCAUUCCUCCUACAAGGGGGUGGUACAUGUGGUUGGAAUUGUCCCUGACGAUCACAUCCGGGUCCUGACGUUUAGCGUUGAAGAUGGAUCCAUCAGGCAGCAGGUUCAGGUGCCCACUCGCUGGCUUCACACGCUGCAUGGGAGUUGCGGGAUAGUGACUGAGAGUGUCCUGGUGUGUGCAGACACGGUCACCGCCUCCAUCCAUACCUUGUCUCUGCUGUCCGGAGAGGAGAUGACCCAGCAUCACCUGCAGUCUCUUGGCGUGGAAGCGAUUGAUGAUAUCACGGAGCUCGGCGUUGUGACAGCCCCACGUACCACAACAGGACCAACCCUGCCACAGUUCUUCCUCCAGAUCUCUCCACGACGCUUCUUAUUAAUGCAGCUUCGAGAUGGCAUCCUAACCCCGCUGCGAGACUUCUCUCAGGCAUAUCUGGUUACUUUUGCUUCUACGGGUGACAAGUCCGUGGCUGCAGUUCUGCAGUGCAAGACCGACGCGCAGAAAACCCCAGAAGUGGAGAUUCCGGCCGGGCUGAGCUGCUCUCAGGAUGCCUGGUCAUGUCCCGGACAGACCUUCACCCUCAGCCUGUACAUGGCGGACAGUGGUCGGAGGCUCCUGGACACCACCAUGACCUUCACCCUGGAGCAGAGCUGUGUGACACCUGAUGCUUUGUACCUGCAGCUGUUCUUGAAGAAGGACGACUCGGUGGGUUAUCGAACUCUGGUACAGACUGAGGACAACCAGCUCUUGUUCCUGCACCAACCAGGGAAGACCUUAUGGCUACGAGAGGAGUCUCUUGCUGACGUUGUCACCAUGGAAAUGGUUGAUUUGCCACUCACAGGGGCCCAGGCUGAGCUAGAAGGAGAAUUUGGGAAAAAAGCAGAUGGUCUCCUGGGAAUGGUGUUUAAACGCUUGUCCUCCCAGCUGAUUUUGCUGCAGUCCUGGAGCGCUCACUUAUGGAAGAUGUUCUGUGACGCUCGGAAGCCACGCAGCCAGAUCCGCAACGAGAUCAAUAUCGACACGCUGGCACGAGAUGAGUUCAACCUGCAGAAGAUGAUGGUCAUGGUGACCUCUUCUGGAAAGCUCUUUGGGAUUGAGAGCAGCUCUGGGAGUAUCCUGUGGAAGUUUUACCUACCAGGAGUGAAGCCUGGAGCGUCCUUCAAGCUUGUUGUACAACGAACAACGGCCCACUUCCCUCAUCCUCCUCAGUGUACCCUGCUGGUGAAGAACAAGGAGACGGCCAUAACCUCCAUUUAUGUCUUUAACCCUAUCUUCGGAAAGCUGAGUCAGAUGACUCCUCCUCCUCUGCAGCGACCCAUCCUUCAAUCCCUAUUGCUCCCUAUAAUGGAUCAUGACUAUGCCAAAGUACUGCUCCUGCUGGACGAUCAGCAUAAGGUCAUCCCCUUCCCAUCCACAAAAUAUGUCCUGCAGCAACUACAGGAAUUUUGUUCCACCGUCUUCUUCUAUCUGGUGGACUCGGAGAGGGGGAAACUCACUGGACUUCGCCUGCAUAAGGAUCUUUCAACGGAGGAGAUCUGGGAAAUCCUGCUCCCACCAGAGCUCCAGAGGAUUACACUGGUGAAGGGAAAGCGUUCCAAUGAGCAUGUUCACUCCCAGGGGCGAGUUAUGGGUGACCGCAGUGUCCUCUACAAGUACUUGAAUCCCAACUUGUUGGCGUUGAUUACGGAGAGCACAGACACCCAUCCGGACCGCUGCUUCAUAGGAAUCUACCUCAUUGAUGGUGUGACUGGACGCAUUAUACACUCAUCCGUGCAAAGGAAAGCUAAAGGUCCUGUCCACCUCGUUCACUCUGAAAACUGGGUGUUGUACCAGUAUUGGAACAGCAAGGCUCGACGCAAUGAGCUCUCCAUCCUGGAGCUGUAUGAGGGGACAGAGCAGUAUAACAGCACCAGCUUCAGCUCUCUGGACAGACCUCACCUCCCACAUGUCCUUCAACAAUCCUACAUCUUCCCCUCGUCCAUCCGCGCCAUGCAGGCCACAAUCACUGAACGUGGCAUCACCAGCCGACACGUCCUCAUUGGACUUCCGUCAGGCGCAAUUCUAUCCCUUCCUAAGGCUUUACUGGACCCUCGCCGGCCUGAGGUGCCAACAGAGUAUACCAGGGAAGAGAACCUGAUUCCCUACACGCCUGACAUUCAGAUUCACGCUGAACGCUUUAUAAACUACAACCAGUCCAUAUCCAGAAUGAGGGGGAUUUACACGGCCCCGUCCGGCCUGGAGUCCACCUGUCUUGUUGUAGCCUAUGGUCUGGACAUCUACCAGACUCGCGUCUACCCCUCCAAGCAGUUUGACGUGUUGAAGGAUGACUAUGAUUACAUCCUGAUCAGCAGCGUGCUCAUCGGCCUGGUCUUCGCCACAAUGAUCACCAAGAGACUGGCACAAGUUAAGCUCCUGAAUCGGGCGUGGCGCUAAGCCAGGAGAACAAAGGAGCCUUCAGACACCAGAGACUUAAAGACUCUCUCUCCAUCUCUGAUGGCUGAAGAGAGGAGGCUGUCCAUGGGCUCUGGGUGCAUGGAAACGACUGCUGUAACUUGAAUCUGUGACGCGCCAGCCUGCCAUCACGUCACUGCCACCCCACUGCUGGUGGACAGGCCUGCACUGGAGUAAAUAGGGAGGAAAUCUCUGCUGGUUGAAUGGAUGAGUGAAAGUAAUUUUUCUCAGAUUUCUGGUUUUAUGUGCAAUCGUUACAUGAUGAAAAGUUCUGUGACUUUAUAAUAUAUUUUGUGUUGCAAUUUCUCACUGUUUUCUGGAUCGCUGCUUGCUGUCAGUGAAUGGGGACACUCAUUGUUUAUAUCAAGAGGAUAGAAAUCCGACAGAUCUAAUACUUGUCACAGCUGAGGGCUUCUUACAUUUGUAUCUAAUCUGGACAAUACUCUCUAAGGGGAAUUUCUUAGGCUAGUCCCCGGCAGACAGGUCUGGCAGGAGGAGAACAACGCUGGCCUGGCCCUGUCAAUCAAGAGUAGAAGGCGGGCGGGCGAGGUGGGCGAACUGAGACUCUAGUAACAGGUGCAACGCCCUACCCCGCACCCCCCGGACUUGUGUUUUAAGUUCUGCGUCCAAAGUUCGGGUUAUCGAAGAAUCCCGUUAUGGAUUCCGCUACCACGGACCAUAACUGAAUUUGGAAUCCAUAACUGGAUUCUUCGAUAACCCGAACUUUAGACGCAGAACUUUAAAACACAAGUUCGCUCAACACUAGACAGAAACCCUUUAAUACAUUCCGCCCUCUGACCUAAGCGGAGCUCCAGACUGAUACAUUGUACCAAACUAUCAGAAUUGGAUGCAAUUGUAGAAGACGAAAAAACAUUUAUGUGAGGACGGGUUAUUUUUAGCCUCUGAAGGUAAACGGGAAUGUUUCGAUUCACUGACGGGUACCAGAGUUCUUGAAAAUGAUGAAGAAUUGAUCCAGAAAGUAUAUUAGAAAAUAACAGAAAUUAUACAAUAAAAAAAAAAAAAUUGUUUAAAUGGUACAUGACUUGUUUGCAGGGCCCCUACAACCCCUUGUUCUACUGCUGGGACCCCCUACCCCUCAUGGCAGAGGAAAGAGUAUUGCAUGGGGCCAUAGCUUAGAAUGCUACCCAUAAGGCAUUUGAAAAGGAAACCUCUUUGAUUAACCGCUAUAUGGUCUCAUGCACACGACCAUGUGUAUUUUGCAAAACGUGGAUCCGCAAAAUACGGAUGGCGUCCGUGUUACUUUCAUGUUGCAUCCGUCUUUUACAGACGCAUUGACUUUAGUGGUUCUGUGGUCUGCAUUUUGUGGCCAAGUAUAGGACGUGUUCUAUCUUUUUGCGAAACAGACAUACGGAUGCGGAAAGCACAUCUGUCUGCUUUCCGCAUGUCCCAUUCUUGGCUGCAAAAUGCAGACCGUGGACCCAAGUCAAUGAGUUUGAAAUGGACGCAACACGGCAGUCAUUCUUAUUUUGCGGAUUCUCGUUUGGGAAAUCCAAAAUAUGAUCGCGUACAUGAAGCCUUUAAAAGGGGUUUUUCGAGACUUUUUUUAUACGGAUGAUCUAUCCUCUGGAUAGGUCAUCACUAUCUGAUCGGUGGGGUCUGACACGAGGACUCCUGCAGAUCAGCUGUUUCAGAAGGCAGCGAUGCUCAUAGUAGCGCCUAGACCUUGUGAUGUCACAUUCAUUAGUCAUAUGAUCUAGGCGCAGCUCAGUCCCAUUGAAGUGAAUGGGGCUGAGCUGCGAUACCAAGCAUGGCCGCUAUACAAUGUACGGCGCUGUGCUUGGUGAGCAGAGAGAAGAAUGCGUCGCUACUGCGUGUGCCAGUGCCUUCUCCAACAUCUGAUCGGCGGGGGUUCUGGGUGUCAGACCCCGAGCAUCAGUUAAAAAACCUCUUGGAAAAACAUUUUAAUAUGGUCUCUUAAUAUAUUCAUGGCCAGUCAGUUUGAAGAGUUGCCAGAUGGUUACGUAAGACUCCAUAUUGAUAAUUUAAUUGAAUACCCCAAGCCUUCCGUCCCUGGCCCAUCCGGAAAUAAAUGGAAGAUCUGCAUCGCUACCAUAGAAGAAUAUGGAGGAGGACGAUGACCAUUCUGGACCACUGGAUGCUGAAUAAAAGAUAUAAUCUGUAUGCUUGUCAUAUACAUCUUAUAUAUUGCCCUAAACAAGUUAUGUCCCUUUUUUCGUCUGUUUGCAUGGGAGGUGCAUAUGUGGUAUUAGAAAAUCUGAGAUUAUGGAGGUCCUUAAUUUAUAUAAUUAUUGUUUUAUUUCACCCCAGGACUUGAUGAUUUAUCUGUAGGAACGUUUUAAGCAAAAUUUCCAAUGUUCAGUGGAUAUAUUCUAUUCACAAAUAAAACCUGA
Molecule: messenger RNA, 5406 nt
Organism: Bufo gargarizans (Asiatic toad)
Lineage: Eukaryota; Metazoa; Chordata; Amphibia; Anura; Bufonidae
Product: ER membrane protein complex subunit 1-like
Exons: 23
Coding region: 56-3016 (986 amino acids)
Biological process (GO): protein folding in endoplasmic reticulum
Cellular component (GO): EMC complex
Molecular function (GO): protein binding
Source: RefSeq, a predicted model, not a curated record